Messenger RNA from Boleophthalmus pectinirostris (great blue-spotted mudskipper), 135 nucleotides. RefSeq lists its product as uncharacterized. The transcript has 3 exons. Lineage: Eukaryota; Metazoa; Chordata; Actinopteri; Gobiiformes; Gobiidae. The record is from RefSeq and is a predicted model, not a curated record. The annotation marks the transcript as partial.
AGGAGAGAAAAGAGGAGAAGGAGAGAGGAAAAAGGAGAGAGGAAAAAGGAGGAGAAGAGGAGAGAGGAAAGGAAAGAGAGGAAAGAGGGAGGAGAGAGAGAAGAGGGAGGAGAGAGGAAAGAAGCAGGAGAGGAG